UUCUCCAAAUCUUGUAUUUUAGCAACUGUCAGGGUUAUUGUAGUCGCUUAAAUACAUCUUUUAGAUAUUAGCCAUUUUGUGAAUAGUCUCAUAUUCGUGCUCUGGGAAGCCUUAAGCAAUAUCACGGCUUAUUUGGAUUAAAAAUGAAAACAUUGAGUGAUUAUAAUAGCAAAAAUAAAUUGUGCUGACGUGCAGCACACGGCAUUUCAGCUCAAGCGUUCCGGCAAGCGCUAUUUUGACCGAAGUAAUAUAAUUCUCAAUUGUUGUGGUUUAAAGAGCAAUAUGAUCAAAAAUGAACAACGUCCCCUUAAUUUUGAAAAGUGUCCGGAAUCUGACGAUGAGCUCAAAAAACGGUUGGAGAUAGAAAAAUUAAUUCAUAAAAACAUCGAUCAAAAUAUUAGAUUUGAUGUAAUUGUGAAGUUAUCCCUGGCGCCUUACGGAUUGGUUAAUGACCAUUUUAGAAGGAUUUUAUGGCCUCAGUUGGCAGGAGUCGACGUAAACCAUUUAGGACAAGCCCCAACGGUCGAUAAGUUGCAGUACCAUCCAGAAUACAAUCAAGUGGUGUUGGAUGUUAAUCGUUCUUUAAAAAGAUUUCCACCAGGAAUUCCGUACGAGCAACGAAUUGCACUGCAAGACCAACUUACUGUUCUGAUUUUGCGAGUAAUUCAAAAGUAUCCUAACCUGAGGUAUUAUCAAGGCUACCAUGACGUGGCUGUAACAUUUUUGUUAGUGGUUGGCGAAGAAAUCGCUUUUGCAAUAAUGGAACAGCUCUCUAAAACACAUUUUUCUGAAUGUAUGCAGGAGACUAUGGAGGCCACGCAAAGGCGACUUAUGUUUAUUUGGCCUAUCAUUAAGUUUGAAAACCCAGAACUUUAUCAGUUCUUGCAAAACUCGACAGUGGGAACUUUGUUUUCUUUACCGUGGUAUUUGACCUGGUUCGGACAUAGUUUAAGAUCUUAUAGAACCGUAGUCCGCUUGUAUGACUAUUUCCUUGCAUCGCCUAUUUAUACAUCAAUCUUUGUAACAGCAGCGAUUUUACUUUAUCGAUCAGACGAAAUUCUAAAGGAGGACUGUGAUAUGGCAUCGGUGCAUUGUCUCUUAUCAGUGAUACCAGAAGAUUUACCAUUUGAGGACCUUUUAAAAACAUCCAGUUCGCUUUUAAAUAAGUAUAGCCUAACACUUAUAGAGAAAGAUGUUGAAGAACUUAUUUGUCAAGAGAGAAAAAGGAAAACCGAUGAAUCUUUAAUUGUAAAAAGACGUCAACCGGCCACAUCGAAUAGAAUUCCUAUCAUAACGCAAUGGCUUCCAAAUAUGUUAACAGCAAAGCCGUUGAUAUUGACAACAGCAAUUUCUAUUGUAGUGGGUGUAUGUGCCUAUUAUUACAAUAAUCAGUAUUUGGCGGCAGGAAUAAGCUGAGUAUAAAAGUAACUGAGUAUAUUGACAUUUUAAUUUGCUCCUUAUACCGCGGUAUAAACACAUUCUUCCGAAAUUCUGUGUUUUUGAGAAGACCUCAUUUUAAUAUAUUGUACAAUUCUACUGUCACCUAAUAUUGAAAAUUAAAUAUAUAUAACUUUAUAUUUA
Messenger RNA from Drosophila mauritiana, 1581 nucleotides. RefSeq names its product TBC1 domain family member 20. The transcript is spliced from 4 exons. Gene Ontology annotation, biological process: endoplasmic reticulum to Golgi vesicle-mediated transport; positive regulation of GTPase activity. Gene Ontology annotation, cellular component: endoplasmic reticulum membrane. The record is from RefSeq and is a predicted model, not a curated record. NCBI's taxonomy places the organism in Eukaryota, Metazoa, Arthropoda, Insecta, Diptera, Drosophilidae. Gene Ontology annotation, molecular function: GTPase activator activity. The coding region runs from base 283 to 1416 and encodes 377 amino acids.